AUGAUAAAGAAGCCGCCAGAUUCGGGAUUGGGGACUCCGUCGGGUGCCGGCGUAUCACAGCACGCGCCAUCUUUGCUGCCAGAGCGUGCCCCCUCGGUGGGUGGCCAGAAAGGCCACGGAGAUGAAAUACCGCCGUCCGGGCUGAAGACGCCGGCAACAGAGGUCACUGUGCGGCCGAGGAGCGACGCCAGCGUGGCCAGCUACACGUCGAAACGCUCGAAACUAAGCCAGGCCUCCCUCAAUGCACGGCGCUUACGCGCUGAGUACGAAGCAGAGCUUGAGGUGGCCAAAAUAAAAGAAAAUCUUAUUAAAAAGAAGCUAGCCCUGGACAUGGCCGACCUACAGGUACAGGACGAAGAGGAGGGCGAAGCAGCGCACAGUGUUGCGAGCGGAGAAAUAACGGCGCGCGUAACGCGCUGGCUCGACAACACCCCCGCCGCCGCGCCGACCCCCGCCGUACCGCGUACGCCAUCGCCGCAACAUGAAGCCGCCAUCCCGUCCCGAGUGCCCGCACCGCCUUUGCCGCGCACGACGUCACCCCAGCUGCUGCCGCCGCUACCGAAGAGCCAGCCUCUAUCUGAUAUUGAUCGGUUAGCGGAGGCCAUCAGCAAGCUGGGUCAUAAGAGAUACGUGCCACGGCAAGUGCACGACUUACCGGCGUACGACGGAAACGCGUCGGACUGGCUAGGGUUUGAAAAAGCCUAUCGAUGUACGAAUGAAAUUCAUGCCUUUAAACCAUUCGAAAAUAUGGCGCGCCUUCGUGUGGCGCUUGUCGGCGAAGCGAAGGCCUCCGUACAAGAUUUACUGCGAACUGCCACGGAUCCAGAAGAGGUAAUAAAGGCACUAGAAGACCAGUUUGGACACCCGACUCGUCUUUUGGAGUGCGCGUUGAAGAAAGUACGUGAAUUGCCUAAACUUAGUGAGGAUGGACACGAAAUUCGCAAAUUUACAACAACAGUACGAAAUUGCGUCGCGAUUUUAAGAAGUAUAAGGGCCGUGGGAUAUUUAAAUAACCCACAAUUGGUUAACGAGUUACUUAAUAAAUUGACGCCUUAUCAACGAGCCCAGUACGGUGAAUUCGCAAUGAAAAGGGACAUCGAGAGCGACGUCGAUUUACGAGUGAGCCCAAAUCUGAGUAUGUUUGUCGAAUUCCUGAGUCAAAUUACUCGCGCGUCAUCGUAUUUCGCUCCUAUAAGUAUAAACAUCGCGCCCGCCAGCCGGACCGUCGCGGGCGCAGAGCGCGCAGGAUCUCACGCCGGUCGGCGCGAUAAGGCUGCGGUCCCAGUGCGCGCGGGCGGAGCGGUUCAUCGACUACAUGCUCAAGUGGAAACAACCGCGACAGUGUCUAAGACUAAACACAAUGACAAUAAAAUCGUGUGUGUUAAGUGUAAAGCGGACCAUAAGUUAACUGAGUGUACCGAUUUUAAAAACUUGCCUAUUGAUGAACGUUGGGACCUUGUCAAACUAAAUAGACUAUGUUUCAAGUGCAUUUUGAAAACACACUCGAGUAGAUAUUGUCGUGCAAAACGGUGUAAUAAGUGCAGUUACUCUCACCACGAGUUAUUACAUAAAGACGUAGAAAAGGCUACGCCGCCCGCGGAGGCGCCACAGCCUAGCCUUCCGCCAUCGGCGCCCGCGUCUCAAGUAUCGGCUUCGGAUACAUUUGAAACGUUAACGAAUGUUAGUGAAAUGAGUGCGAGUACUUUAUUAAAAGUGGUAUCUGUGACUGUUACAAGUGCAGGAGUCGAACAUUGCAUUUACGCGCUAUUGGACGAUGGUGCGACAUGCUCGGUUUUGGACGAUCGAUUCGCGAGUGGUGCAGACGGACCUAUAGUGCCGCUGAAUUUACGGAUGGCGCGUGACUAUUUUGCUAAAGACGAUAACUCUCGCAAGAUCAAAGUGAUAGUGCGCGGCUCGAAUGGUGUCAAUCAUGACAUUUCCGUGCGUACGAUGCGGGACCUUAGCUUGCCGACACAAACUGUACCGGCGCGCAUUUUUCGAGAAAACGCACACCUGCGGGACCUGGAUUGCGAAGAGAUGAGGGAGGCGAAACCCAUGCUGGUGUUGGGGCAGGACAAUUGGCGUCUCAUCGUCGGCAGGGAGCUCCGCGAAGGUAAAUCCGGUCGCCCGGUCGCUUCACUUACCUACUUAGGCUGGGCCGUUCAUGGCCCGUUAGGUGGGGGGGUUGGUGAUAGCGAGAUUGAAUCCGUCAACUGCAUGAACGCGUUUGAUGACAAUAAUGACUUGCAUGACUUAGUGAAGGCCCAAUUCGAAUUGGAAGCUAUAGGUAUUUGUAAUAUGUUACGUACCAACUCGGACUCUGAACGCGCUUUAGAAAUAUUAAACCAAACAUGUCGUCGCGUGUCAGAUAAUGCCCAGCAGUGGGAAGUAGGUUUGUUGUGGGCUCGUGACCAUGUAGAAAUGCCCGAUAACUAUAACUACGCGUUAAGACGACUUGCUGGGAUUGAGCGAAGAAUGGAUCGUGACCCCAAAUUUGCUUCCGAAUACGCUAAGCAAAUAAACAGAUUAUUAGAUGCGGGUUACGCGCGAAAAGUUGACAGUAUUAAGGCGAGUCCCGUUUGGUAUUUGCCACAUUUUGGAGUCACGAAUCCGAAUAAACCUGGCAAGUUUCGUCUCGUAUUUGAUUGUGCCGCCACUUACGAGGGCGUGUCCUUGAAUAAUAACCUACUAAGUGGACCUGAUUUGAUGAAUUCUUUAUUAGGAGUUUUGAUUAAAUUCAGAUCGGGUGAAAUAGCUUUCACCGCCGACAUUGCUGACAUGUUUAUGCGUGUAAAAAUUCGUGAGGCCGAUCAGGGAGCGCAGCUCUUUUUAUGGCGCGGCCAAUACCGAUCUCGUGAACCUGGAAUUUAUUUGAUGAACUCUAUGAUCUUCGGCGCGACCUGCAGUCCUACGUCGGCGAUCUACGUGUUGAAUAAAAACGCCGAGGAGUUCGCACGUACGCAUACUGCGGCGGUGGAAGCUAUUAAAAAUAAACACUAUGUUGACGAUUACUUAGAUAGUGUUGACUCGCUAGACACGGCACAACAGCUGAUCGCUGACGUCACCCACAUUCACCGAGCUGGUGGAUUUGAUAUUAGGGGGUGGGUGACAAAUUCACCUGAAUUGAGUGAAAAGCUGCCAGUUGUGGUGCCGGGUCGUGUUAAACUAGACAAGUCUGAAAACGAACGCACGUUAGGUAUGAUCUGGUGUCCGGCAAGCGACUGUAUGAAAUUUGAUCUGUCGUUUAAACGUUUGCCGGCGGAAUUGGUUGAAGGUCAGAUCAAACCUACCAAGCGUCAAUUUCUCAAAUUUAUUAUGAGCAUUUUUGACCCACUCGGACUGGUCUACCCUUGCGUGAUACAAUCACGAGUUCUGAUGCAGCGCGUCUGGCAGUCAGGCGUUUUGUGGGACGAAUGCAUCAAGGACACGGAGGCCGCUAUCUGGUUCGAAUGGCUUAGUAAGUUGAAAGCGCUAUCUGCCGUUGCCGUGCCGCGAUGGUACGGUUUGCAACGGACAGCGGCGGUAGACCUUCAUGUCUUCGGUGAUGCAAGCGAAAAAGCGUACGCCGCUGUGGGAUUCUUGGUUGGUACCGACAAUGGCGGCAAUAGGGUAUGUACUAUGGUGGGGGGAAAAGCACGCGUGACCCCCGUGAAGGUAGUAUCCAUUCCUCGUUUGGAAUUACAGGCCGCUGUGUUAGCGUGUAGACUAGCAGUGACAAUAAAAUCUGAAGUAAAUUUUGCUAUCACCAACCUGUACCUCUGGACUGACUCAAAAACAGUUCUUAUGUGGAUUAAUUCCGACGCACGCGACUAUCAAAGAUACGUUUCGCAUAGGUUAGCAGAGAUUGACAAUUUAAGUAAGCGAAGCGACUGGCACUGGGUUCCUUCAGAGUCCAAUCCUGCUGAUGAGGCAACCAGGAUGGACUGGCCUAACAACAAGGGCAUGUGGCUUUCGGGUCCCCCCUUUCUCUGUAAUCCACAGGUACCAUGGCCCAGCUGGAGCCGUGACGAGACCCCCGCUGAUCCUGAGCGUUUGGAGAGGGCGCACGUGGCAGCUGAGACCAGCCCAGAUCAGCUCAUCGAUGUGGCACGCUACUCCACAUGGACGCGAGCUGUGCGCGUCACUGCACGCGUGCUUGCAUUUAUACGCGCGUGUCGAGGUAAGCAGCGAACAGCGGACGAACUAACUAUGGACAUCCUGCAAGAGGCCGAGCGGGUUCUAUUGAAACAAGCGCAGGCUCGCUCCUUCCCUGAUGAGCUGCGCGCGCUGCAGGCGGGACGCUCGCUUCCUAGGUCCAGCCGCCUGCUAAAGCUGGAUCCUGUAAUCGGCGAGGAUGAGCUUCUUCGCGUCAGGGGCCGCCUUGGGGCGUCAACUGAGUUGUCGUUCGACGAGAGACACCCGAUUAUCCUCGAAGGUAGCUGUCGUAGCGCGCGGCUCCUGGUACAUCACUAUCACUGUCGUGCGCUACACGCGAACCACGAAACCGUCGUCAACAACUUAAGAGAGAGGUUCUGGGUGACUUGUCUUCGCCCGACUGUAAAGGCAGUCGUUGCGCGCUGUCAAUAUUGCCGCGUACAGCGCGCGCGGCCUAAACCACAGAAGAUGGGAGACUUACCGCCCGUAAGACUUACCACAACACGACGAGCAUUCGUCAACUGCGGGAUCGAUUAUUUCGGUCCUAUGGAGAUCACAAUUGGACGGCGCCGGGAGAAACGGUGGGGCGUCUUGUUUACCUGCUUGGCUACACGCGCCAUUCACCUCGAGUUGGCUGCGUCGCUGAGUAGUGAUUCUGCCAUACUUGCCUUGCGCCGCUUGAUAGCGCGCCGCGGGCAACCAGCGAUGAUUUUGAGUGACUGCGGCACAAACUUCGUAGGAGCGAACAGGGAACUGCGCACCGCUCUACGAAGCCUGAACGCCGAGCGACUUCAAGGUGAGGCCUUGUCUAAGGGCAUUGAAUGGCGGUUCAACCCUCCAGCAGCUCCGCACAUGGGCGGUACGUGGGAACGCCUCAUUCGCUCCGUGAAGAAUGCUCUUCAUGCUAUACUGAAGGAACGCGCACCAUCUGAAGAAGUUCUUCACACCGCCAUGCUGGAAGCGGAACUGGUCGUGAACAGCCGACCGCUUGCGUAUGUAGCAACUGAUCACGAUGAACCGGUCGUACUCACGCCAAACCAUCUCCUGCUUGGGACAGCGACGGGCGAGACCCGCAUGACGACCUUUGAGCCCUCUGACCUCAAUGCUCGCCGCCAAUGGAAGAAGGCGAAUGCGCUGGCCGAGAUGUUCUGGCGGCGGUGGAUCAGAGAAUAUCUGCCCACACUUCAGAGACGACAGAAGUGGACAACGGCAACGGACUCAGUCAAAGUGGGCGAUGUAGUGGUGUUGUGUGACGGCAAACAGCCGCGUAAUAUGUGGCCCCGUGGCAUAAUAACCAAAGUAUUUCCGGGAAGUGAUGGUCAUGUGCGUGUAGUAGAUAUAAGAACGGCCUCUGGGACGCUGCGUCGUCCUGUUGUUCGAAUAGCCGUGCUACCUACAGACGGUACAUUUGUCGAUUGA
Molecule: messenger RNA, 5553 nt
Organism: Cydia fagiglandana
Lineage: Eukaryota; Metazoa; Arthropoda; Insecta; Lepidoptera; Tortricidae
Exons: 1
Coding region: 1-5553 (1850 amino acids)
Biological process (GO): DNA integration
Molecular function (GO): nucleic acid binding
Source: RefSeq, a predicted model, not a curated record